AUGGGCCGGAAGAAGUCGCCAGUGACCCGCAACAAGAGCAUUAGCCGGCAUCCACAAGCCAAUAGAUCGACGUUGUCUACCUCCAGUCAGUCCUCGCUGCGCGGUCAGGCGUCCAUCAAGCAAAAGCUGACCGUUAUGGACACAGAGUCGUCGUCUGACAGCCUCCCUCCGGGCCAGAACCUGCACACAGCGCUCCCUAUUGGACGAGAAGCCCGCGUGCGACGACCGAAGCACCGACGCAAGCGACGCAGCAGUGGAGACGAUGUAGCGGUCAGUAGAUGCGAUGAUUCCAGUGACGAAGAGAGAGAAGAGGAAGAGCAAGAGCAAGAAGAAAUGAUAACCAUCUCCGCAGCAGAGCUUGAAAAAUGGCAGCAGAGGGUGAUUGCUCAUGUAGAAGAUCAUUUUACAAAUGAACAGCUGAAGAGAAUCGCCGAGUUCGGACGCGUACAUGGGACUAUAAUGCAGGAGGCGAGACAAUACGUGGGCAAUGUGGAGAUGCAGCUGAAACGUCAAUUCGAGGAAGAGCGGACAUCGCUUCGUGUUCAAGCAGAGGAGUACGUGGCGAAGGCCGAAGUAGAGAAAGAUUCAUGGCGACAGAAAGCAGGGGACUUGCGGAAGCAGGUCGAAGAACUACACAAGCAGAUAGACAAACUGGAGGUAGAAAAUGAUGCACUCAAGAUGGAGAAAGCUCAGAAUAGUCAGUCAGAGGAAGAACAGCAAGAGAACCGUGAACAAACUCUGCAGACUCACUCCCCACCGAACAAUCAGACGCAAGUCCAACCCGAAGGCGAAGUCAGUGGGAAAGUAGAAAACCAACCAGCAAAGGGGAAUGGAUAUGAACUCUCCGGGCCAGGAAGUCUCCAUCCACCGCUCGAUGGUAAACAGAGCCAACGAACCCAGCGCCUCAUCAUGACAUAG
Molecule: messenger RNA, 918 nt
Organism: Phytophthora nicotianae INRA-310
Lineage: Eukaryota; Oomycota; Peronosporomycetes; Peronosporales; Peronosporaceae
Exons: 3
Coding region: 1-918 (305 amino acids)
Source: RefSeq, a predicted model, not a curated record